AUGGAGGGCCAGCUGCGAGAGCUCCUUCCUUUUCUCCGCGACAAAAACCCCCAAGUUCGCCAAAUAGCUUUAUCUAAUCUUCUUCCUCAGACUCCAAAAGAAUCGCCGCAUCGAGCCAUAUUCUUCACCGGCCUGCAAGGCGGGGGGUUGCAAAAAUCGAAAGAAAAGGAAGUGAUCCGCGAUCUGAAGCUCUUAUGUCGGGAUCAGCUGGCCGUAGCUCACGACGCGUUCCGCGCUCUCGUGAACCUGUCCGACUCACCUCUCCUGGUACCAGCGCUAUCCGAGCCGUUGUUCCUCAACUUCCUUGUCUCCUACAUUCUUAGUCCCGAUUCCACCCUCGCGGAUCUUGCAUCAAUGCUACUAUCUAACUUGACUGCAUCGUCUGGUCCUUGUUCUACCCUGCUCUCCCUGUCUGUGCCGAUGAUUGGACCUUAUCCCACUAAUUCACGAAGUGGCACAUCUCCUGCUCCUCUUCCGUAUCCACAAGGCGAGCCCCAAGAACGACUAGCUCUUCCUUUGCUGGUGGAUGCGUUCGUUCAAGCUUCCGCUACCGAUCCAUCUGGUGAUCUAUCGAAACGACCGAGAAAAGGAGAUCUCCACUUCCUUGCCAGCGUUUUCGCCAAUAUCACCACGUCUCCCGCCGGUCGCAUAUUCUUCUUCCAGCCUUAUUCCAGCGUUGACGGGCGGACGGAGUACCCCCUCGCAAAAAUAGUGCCUUUCACGGAGCACAAGGAUAAAAUACGAAGAGGUGGUGUAGCCUCGACGAUGAAGAAUUGUGCUUUCCAUGUUCCAGGCCACCGCGCGUUCCUCAGCCCCGAAGAUACUUUAAUCAAAGUGCCUCCUUCCACCAUUGAGGCUCCAGGAAUUGAUGCACUUCCGUAUCUCCUCUUACCGUUGGCUGGUCCUGAAGAAUUUGAUCUAGAUGAUCAAGAACGCUUACUCUCUUCUCUACAAUUUCUCCCACCGACAAAAACUCGCGAAGCAGAUCCCUCCAUCCGCCUGACACACGUAGAAACUCUGCUCUUGCUUUGUCAUACGCGGUGGGGACGAGACUACCUCCGUGAACACGGGACAUAUGAGAUCGUUAGAGCAACGCAUGAAUGCGAAACCGUUGAUAAGAUUUCGGAACAUAUCGAACGCCUGGUCCAGCUUCUCAAGGGCGACGAGCCUUCGCACUCCAUAGAUGAGGUUGAUAACGACAAUGAGGUUGGAGUUGAUGCGGGUGUCUCCCCUCCUAAGAGUAAAGCAAUCGAGGCAGCCCCUAAAGAGGACAGCGACGAUGAAGAUAAUAUAAUAGAAGAAAUAUAA
Molecule: messenger RNA, 1308 nt
Organism: Pleurotus ostreatus (oyster mushroom)
Lineage: Eukaryota; Fungi; Basidiomycota; Agaricomycetes; Agaricales; Pleurotaceae
Exons: 8
Coding region: 1-1308 (435 amino acids)
Source: RefSeq, a predicted model, not a curated record